CGGGCAGGUUUGCGUGUGUUUUCGGGGCGAUGUUGCAUUGCUUCAGAGUUGGGCUGUUGGUGCUCGGUGCAUUGACAUGUACCGCGGCUGGACCUUUGCAUGCUCAGUGUUCGGUGGAAUGGACAUUUGGAAUUCCUUGUAAUAGUGUGUAUCUCGAAUUAGUGACCCAAAUUAAAGAAUGGAAGACUGCUGAUAAUUGUGUUAAUGGGGGAGAGAAGUGUUUGUACGCUCUGAAGUCUGCAAAUGAACAUUAUAUUGUUGCUGAGCACACCACUCCAGUGCACAAGUACGUCGAAAACCUUGCAUUCAAACUGGCUUCCUCCUUGGACAGGAGAUCCUGCCAUGUCUCUGGAUUCUCUGUUUCUGAACGGUGGUAUGCAGUCUUAGACUUUGGUACAAAUUAUUGCAACUUACACAACCUCAUCGAAGGUAGUGGCUUAGACAAAGUUUCUGGCUACAGUGAAUCAACAAACAACUUUAAAUGCACUCAAUAUUCAUCAGCUAAUUGUACAAUUUACUAAAUGAGGUGUGCUUCAGUAAUUCAUUAAGAAUAAUCAGAAAUCUGCAUAAUGCUUAGUAACUCCGGGAUGCCAAUUUUAUACCCUUCUUGUUUAGGGAAAACAGACUUUGAAAUUGUUGUCUUUUCGGUAUUAUAACCACUCCUUCUUUAGCAAUAAGAUUAACAAAGCUCUAUGAGGGAUUGAAUAAAGAAAUCAAGUGCUUGGCACCAUGUUCAGUAGUGCCAGGGAGCAGCUAGAACUCCAUUUAAUGACUGGGUCCCUUGUAAUUCAAGUUUCAGCUUCUUGUCACUGUAUAGAAAAAUAGGUAAUUUGAACCACAGAAACAAGCCACUUUGCCCAAAUGGCCAAUGUAGAUAUUUAAACUCCACAUGAGCCCAUUUCCAAAGCUGAAAUCUAGAUCUGAAUUUUAAGUUUUACUUGAGGACUGUUAAUAAUUUUGGGAAUUCUAUCUGCCUUUAGAAAUAUUACUGCUCAGUAAUGUGUUCUGGUAUUUUUAUGAAUUAAAGUAGUAUCGUAUUGUAUUCUACUUUGUUGGGUCAUCUUGGAUCCAGUGAAAUCAUCUUAAAAAUCUUUAUAACUGAAACAUAUGCCUACUGUGAAACUCAAAAGGUAUUAAUAGGAGUUAUUGUGACAAUGUGGUGGAGGAUUCUAACACAGCUGAAUGUGCUGUGUAUGCUGUCCAGUGAUGGGUAAAUGAGCAAAAGGAAUAAUGCAGCAAAAAAUAAAGAAGUUAUGAAGAUAUCAGGAAUGUAACAUGGUCCUCACGCUGAUUCUGGUUGCAACAUGUAUAAAAAUGUUCAAUUUCUCAGCUUUGAUAUCCCCUAACCUCAAUGAACUCAAACAUUUACACCUUAUUUUCUAAUCUGUAGGCUGCUUUAAAAUCCAUUUGAACAUAGUGGUACAGUUAUAAUUAUACAAUAGCCUUUUGAAAAACCAGUUGGUUUGACUCUAAUUUUUCCAUUUGAUAAUUGUACACAGGUGGAUCACAAUCUCACAGUGCAGAAGAGGCCCUUUGGUCCAUCGAGUCUGCACCGACAUGUAAGAAACACCUGACCUAACUACCUAAUCCUAUUUGCCAGCGCUUGGCGCGUCAUAACUUUUAAGGCCAAAUGCUCAUCCAGGUGGUACUUAAAGGAUGUGAGGCAACCUGCCUCCACUACCCUCCCAGGCAGUGCAUUCCAGACCGUCACCACCUUCUG
Messenger RNA from Carcharodon carcharias (great white shark), 1720 nucleotides. RefSeq lists its product as uncharacterized. The coding region runs from base 30 to 521 and encodes 163 amino acids. The record is from RefSeq and is a predicted model, not a curated record. Lineage: Eukaryota; Metazoa; Chordata; Chondrichthyes; Lamniformes; Lamnidae. The transcript is spliced from 5 exons.